AUGCGUAUGACGCUCAGGGCUCAUUCUGCUGACUCCAAGGGCGCGAGGUUGGAAAGGACCAGAACUGUGAUUCCUCCACUGCCAAGGGACUACCACGUGCACCGCUCCGGUAACCUGCAUCCCUUCAGCCUGUCCAAGGAGCUUUCCCACAGCCAUGCAGGGCGGCCCUUCACCCUGGGUUACCCCGAAAGAUACGAACUGAGCACGAGUCCAGCCAUCCUAUUUCCCUCCGCUUUAGUCCUCAACGGCAGAAACAGCUUCUCAGUUAAGAACUGCAAGCUCAGCAGGCCUAAGGUGAACUACCCAACCUUCAACCUACUGACUGUUAAAGACAAUCAGAAAAGCCAGUCCUAUCCGGACCCAAUGGUCGGAGCCCCUCGCUCUUUCAUCCACAGGAUAUCUGAGCUGUCGUCUUUGGAGGGCGAGACGGUGAGACAAGAGAAGCUCAAGAAAAUGCGGAAACCUCGAAAGCCUCCAUCCUGACAAUCACCUCCUUCCCAGUCACACUGGUCGAGAAUAAAAACCUCUGAGUCUGUGCCAACGACUGAACAAAAUACAACACCUAGGGCACCGUGUUCAUUUCAGUGGCUCGUUCUAACUGCUUGCUUGUCCUCGGUGACAUUAGUU
This is a messenger RNA of Stegastes partitus (bicolor damselfish), 627 nucleotides long. RefSeq names its product chromosome unknown C8orf89 homolog (gene cunh8orf89). Bases 1 to 483 code for a protein of 160 amino acids. NCBI's taxonomy places the organism in Eukaryota, Metazoa, Chordata, Actinopteri, Pomacentridae. The transcript has 5 exons. The record is from RefSeq and is a predicted model, not a curated record.